AUGGGUCAACUGCAAUCCAUUAUAUGUCCGUCUCCUCUUCCCUUGUUCCCCCAAUGCCUUCCCUAUGCCACCUUCUUCUCUCUUCUUCCAGUGACAUCCCAAUUCCUUCAUCAGACUCAUCUCUGCUGCUUCACCAAACGCCUCUCUACUGCACUGAUCUUACUGUUUUCUUACAGUUGGCAAUUUGAAGUGUAUAAGGUGGCAACAAUGUUUGCAGUGAUGUUAGAUACUGAUUACAUGACAAAACCUGUGUCCAAACAAAAUUUCUGGAAUGAUUGGAGGAAGAUAUUGGGAAGGAAUCACACAAUCCAGAGUUUAGAGGAUUGUGAUUUCAAACAAAUAUACGACUGGCAUCAAAGGGAAGAGGAGAAGAAGAAGCAAAUGAGUACAACAGAGAAAAAGGUUCGUAUCAUUGCUGCUCAGGCUCUUAGCACCAUGGCAAUCAGAUCGGGUGAGCCUUACAUGAUACAAAUCUAUGAAAUUUUACAUGCUCUGGCACAAGGGGGUGUGCAGUCUCAGUUUUCAGAUAUGCAUAUUAGUAAUGGGGAAGAUCAAGGAGCUAGUGGUACGAGUCUUGGAUCUCUAAUUAGUCCAAUGCUCAAGGUUCUUGAUGACAUGUAUAGUGCACAAGAUGAUCUCAUAAAGGAAAUGUGUAACCAUGAUAAUGCAAAAAAAGAGUGGAGUGAUGAAGAACUGAAGAAGCUAUAUGAUACACAUGAAAGGCUUCUAGAUCUUGUUUCAUUAUUCUGUUAUGUUCCAAGAACAAAGUAUCUACCUCUAGGGCCAACAAGUGUAAAACUGAUUGAGAUAUAUCGGAACCGGCAUAAUAAUAUUUCAUCAAGUGGCAUGAGAGAUGUUACUGUAGCUAUAGGGAUUUCUGAACUAUUAUAUGAAUCCAUAAAACCAGCAGCUGUGGAGUCUGACAAUAAUCUUGAUGAUGAUAUGGUAAAUGCUUGGGCAACAGGUCUAGCUGAUGAUGGUUUGUGGGGAAGCAAUUCUCCUGCAGUGAAUAGGGAUGCAGGAGGACUUCUGGAUCUUCUUCUCCAGAUUCUGUAGGGUCGGUUGAGACAUCAAUUUCAUCCCAUUUUGGAGGAAUGAAUUAUCCAUCCUUGUUCAGUUCCAUACCAUCAACUUAUGGAACUUCACAACCCAC
Lactuca virosa is the source of this 1153-nucleotide messenger RNA. Lineage: Eukaryota; Viridiplantae; Streptophyta; Magnoliopsida; Asterales; Asteraceae. The record is from the annotation of a GenBank genome assembly.